CCCAUAAUCGCGCGGUGAUUGAACGCGUCACUGAUCCAACAUGGCGGCGACUAGGGCACUCGUAAGAGGUGUCCGAUUGGGCACAUAUAGCAUUGGUAGAAGUCGCAGUUUAAUAUUUAACCGUGUACAAAGACGAGGAAUAUCAGCGUGCAUCGAUCCCUCUAUAGGUCUCACAGAUGAACAGAAAGAGUUUCAGAAGGUGGCAUUUGACUUUGCUGCCAACGAGAUGGCACCACAUAUGGCAGAAUGGGACCAAAAGGAAAUGUUCCCUGUGGAGGCCAUGAGGAAAGCCGCCCAGCUAGGAUUUGGUGGGAUUUAUGUGAACCCUGAUGUUGGGGGCUCUGGACUCUCUCGUCUGGACACCUCUAUCAUAUUUGAGGCUUUAUCCACAGGCUGUGUCAGCACUACCGCUUAUAUCAGUAUUCACAACAUGUGCGCCUGGAUGAUAGACACAUUUGGAAACGAGGAGCAGAGGGAGAAAUACUGUCCUGAUCUCUGCUCUAUGCAGAAAUUUGCAUCAUACUGUCUCACAGAACCUGGUAGCGGGAGUGAUGCUGCUUCACUUAUAACCAGUGCAAAGCUCCAAGGAGAUCAUUAUGUUCUGAACGGCUCCAAGGCGUUCAUCAGUGGAGGUGGAGACACAGAUGUUUAUGUGGUCAUGUGCAGGACAGGUGGGAAGGGACCUAAGGGGAUCUCCUGCCUGGUGGUUGAAAAAGGAACCCCUGGACUCAGCUUUGGCAAAAAAGAGAAGAAGGUAGGUUGGAAUUCACAGCCAACCCGAGCCGUUAUAUUUGAGGACUGUGCUGUCCCAGUGACCAAUCGGCUUGGAGCAGAAGGCGAGGGCUUCAGCAUUGCCAUGAAAGGCCUAAAUGGAGGCAGAAUUAAUAUUGCUUCUUGCUCUCUUGGAGCAGCUCAUGCAUCUGUGCUUCUGGCUCGAGAUCACAUGUGUGUGCGUAAACAGUUUGGAGAAACACUAUCGAACAGCCAGUUCCUGCAGUUUAAGUUGGCUGAGAUGGCCACUAAGCUGGUCGCCUCUCGGCUGCUGGUGCGUCAGGCGGCGUUGGCUCUGCAGGAGGGGCGACCGGACGCAGUCUCGCUCUGCUCGAUGGCUAAGCUCUUCGUGACAGAUGAAUGUUUUUCAAUAUGUAACCAGGCCUUACAGAUACAUGGAGGUUAUGGUUACCUAAAGGACUAUGCAGUGCAGCAGUACGUCAGAGACAUUAGAGUACAUCAGAUAUUGGAGGGUACAAAUGAAGUGAUGAGGAUGAUCAUUGCAAGAAGUUUGCUCACUGAAUCAUGAUGUUCUUGUACACUCCAGAAUCUGCUGAUUUUGAUUAUGAGCUCUCAACUGAAUUUUAUGGAGAGUGUUCUGAAAGUUUAUGCCUUAAACACAUGAAUUAGUAAAUCCAGAUUAUAGUGUUUAUUAUAAUAACAAACUGGGAAAUUUAGUUUGUUUUGGGUAAAAAGUCUGGCAGGUUACAAGGUAUUUGAAGAGAAAACACUGGGCACAACGUCAAAGCUUAAGGCAUUUGCAAAAGUUAAUGAAACACUAGUUUAGUUGAAAUCAUAUAAUUGUGAUAAAGACUAAUACAUUAUGUCAGUCUGUCAAUUUAUAUACAUGUGGAUAUCAGAUUAAUACAAUAUUCAACCAUAUUUUAUCUCAGACAGCUUUCUUUGUGAGAUCAUUUUCAAAGCACAGAAGAUCAAAUCACAAUUCAAGUGUCUUUAUACUGUGUGUCCUCAUUACAGAGUAUAUAAAUCUGAUCCUCAUGUUAUUUUUAAAAUGAAUGGUGUGAUUUCUAUCAAA
Messenger RNA from Megalobrama amblycephala (Wuchang bream), 1807 nucleotides. It is a transcript of the gene acad8, whose product is annotated as acyl-CoA dehydrogenase family, member 8. Gene Ontology annotation, molecular function: acyl-CoA dehydrogenase activity; flavin adenine dinucleotide binding. NCBI's taxonomy places the organism in Eukaryota, Metazoa, Chordata, Actinopteri, Cypriniformes, Xenocyprididae. The record is from RefSeq and is a predicted model, not a curated record. The transcript has 11 exons. Gene Ontology annotation, biological process: lipid metabolic process. Bases 41 to 1300 code for a protein of 419 amino acids.